AUGUCAGAACACUCAGACAAAAAACAGAAAGUUGCUAUUUCGUCCUUGGACCAGUUGAAGAAGGCUGGGACCCAUGURGUGGCUGAUUCUGGGGAUUUUGAGUCCAUUUCCAAGUACGAACCCCAGGACUCAACUACCAACCCUUCUCUGAUAUUGGCCGCUUCAAAGCUAGAGAAAUAUGAAAGGCUGAUCGAUGCCUCUGUCGAGUACGGUAGGAAGCAUGGUAAGACCGAUCAUGAGAAAGUUGACAAUGCCAUGGAUAAAAUAUUGGUGGAAUUUGGUUCACAGAUUUUGAAGAUCGUGCCAGGUAGAGUAUCCACCGAAGUGGAUGCAAGGCUGUCCUUUGACAAGAAAGCCACUGUUAAAAAAGCUCUCCAUAUAAUCAAACUGUACAAUGAGGUGGGCGUGCCUAAAGAAAGAGUAUUGAUCAAGAUAGCUUCUACAUGGGAGGGCAUCCAAGCUGCUAAAGAGUUGGAAGCAAAACAUGGCAUUCAUUGUAACAUGACCUUGUUGUUUUCCUUCACUCAAGCUGUAGCAUGUGCAGAGGCAAAAGUUACUUUGAUUUCCCCAUUUGUGGGAAGGAUCAUGGAUUUCUACAAGGAGCGGUCAGGUGAGGACUACACCGGAGAGACUGAUCCCGGUGUUCUCUCUGUGAGAAAGAUUUACAGCUACUAUAAGAGGCACGGCUACAAUACCGAGGUGAUGGCGGCUUCCUUUAGAAACCUUGACGAGCUGAAGGCCUUGGCAGGUAUUGAUGACAUGACUCUCCCACUGAAUAUUUUGCAACAGUUACACGAGUCAACAGAUCCUAUUGAAAACAAAUUGAACGCAGAGACCGCUAAAAAGGAAGGUGUCGACAAAAUAUCUUUUAUCAACGAUGAACCUCACUUCAGAUACGUCUUUAACGAAGAUCAAAUGGCCACAGAAAAAGUAUCUGAUGGUAUUAGAAAAUUUUCUGUAGACAUCGAAGCGCUGUACAAGUUAGUUGAGGAAAAAAUGUGA
This is a messenger RNA of Saccharomyces eubayanus, 1002 nucleotides long. It is a transcript of the gene NQM1, whose product is annotated as sedoheptulose-7-phosphate:D-glyceraldehyde-3-phosphate transaldolase NQM1. Gene Ontology annotation, molecular function: transaldolase activity. Gene Ontology annotation, biological process: pentose-phosphate shunt; carbohydrate metabolic process; pentose-phosphate shunt, non-oxidative branch. Lineage: Eukaryota; Fungi; Ascomycota; Saccharomycetes; Saccharomycetales; Saccharomycetaceae. Bases 1 to 1002 code for a protein of 333 amino acids. The record is from RefSeq and is a predicted model, not a curated record. Gene Ontology annotation, cellular component: cytoplasm; intracellular anatomical structure. The transcript has a single exon.